AUGCCGCUCGCCUUCGCCUCUGCGCUUGCACGGGCCUUUCCCCUGACCACACCUGGAGGAGCACUAGUGUGCCGUCGGACUGUCGCAAAGCCCUCUACUCAACCAGCCCGCCGACCGCCUUCCCGAUGGGUCUGUGCAACAGCUUCUUCCGCCGCUGAAACUGCUCGCAACGCAAUCGCAUCUUCGCCAAUAAUGGUCUUUUCAGGUUCUUACUGUCCAUACUGCACGCGCGUUAGAGCCCUUUUCGAAGAACUCGGCGCUGAGCACACCGUGUGGGAAGUCGACUUGCGAACGGAUGGCGGCGAGAUCCGACGCUUCCUCGCGGAGGAAACCGGACAAACAACAGUGCCAAAUGUCUUCAUUGGCGGGAAACAUGUAGGCGGAUGCGACGAUACGAUCGAACUUCUCCAACAAGGCAAAUUAAUGGACAUGAUCGACGCAGCAAAGAUCCAGAUGUAACACCUGGAUAGUUGACAUAUAAACGCUUUAAUUGCAGCAUCGCAGGGGACAAGCAGAGUGCAGGAUCAGUCGGUUACCGUCACGGGGCGCCCACCAAUGCCUAGUAUGGCCCCGACAACG
This is a messenger RNA of Chondrus crispus (carragheen), 579 nucleotides long. Its product is annotated as Glutaredoxin, GRX4. Gene Ontology annotation, molecular function: glutathione disulfide oxidoreductase activity. The coding region runs from base 1 to 459 and encodes 152 amino acids. NCBI's taxonomy places the organism in Eukaryota, Rhodophyta, Florideophyceae, Gigartinales, Gigartinaceae. The transcript is spliced from 3 exons. The record is from RefSeq and is a predicted model, not a curated record. Gene Ontology annotation, cellular component: cytoplasm. Gene Ontology annotation, biological process: cellular response to oxidative stress.